AUGUCCUUGCCUGACAAGAUUGGCGUCCUGAAUGGAUUGAGUUAUCUUCACGACGAAACAAGGCAUGUACAUCGCAAUAUCACACCAAACAAUAUCCUUAUCAUGAGCACACCUGAUCAGCCUGUUAGGUGGCGUGAAGUUAAAAUUACAGACCUCAUGUUUGUAAGAGGUAUAGAGCACGGAGAUUAUGAGAAAGUCGAUGAAGUCGAUGGCGCACUAAGUUUCAGGGCACCUGAAGUUUUCCACGGUAUAAGAUGUUUUGCUCAAGAUAUAUGGGCAUUUGGGUAA
Messenger RNA from Fomitiporia mediterranea MF3/22, 288 nucleotides. RefSeq lists its product as uncharacterized. Gene Ontology annotation, molecular function: ATP binding; protein serine/threonine kinase activity. Gene Ontology annotation, biological process: protein phosphorylation. The record is from RefSeq and is a predicted model, not a curated record. The transcript is spliced from 4 exons. Gene Ontology annotation, cellular component: cytoplasm. The coding region runs from base 1 to 288 and encodes 95 amino acids. NCBI's taxonomy places the organism in Eukaryota, Fungi, Basidiomycota, Agaricomycetes, Hymenochaetales, Hymenochaetaceae.